GAGUGGCCGAAAAGAAAAUGCCUCAAUCAUUUUCUUGUCUCCCAAACACGUUUCUUUUCUAACUGAGGGGAGAAGGUACAGAGAGGGUGGAGAAGAUAAAGGGCAUAAAAACAAUAAAAUUAAUUCAAGUUUGAAAUAAAAAUUCAAACUUUUGAAGAUUUUCGGAAUCUCACAACUGUCACAAGUGUUUAUCCAUUCCGGUUACGCCCUAGAUCUGAUCGAGCAAUGCGCUUUUCUCUCUAGGGAGGGUUUCGUCGCUGAAACCGUUUUCAUCAUCUGGGUAUCCUGGGAGUGAAGGAAGUUGUCCAAGUUAAGAUCGUCAGCUGUGAUGCAGCUUUGAAUUGCUGAGUUUGUUUCUGAGUUGGAUUGUCUUUGCUUGAAAUUGACUCGUUUCCACAUUUGAAUUUAUAUGAUGGUUUUCUGGGAAGGAUACGUGAGCGAUGAAUUGAUGGGCACGUUUGCCCCUAUUGUGCUUUAUUGGGUAUAUGCCGGAUUUUAUCACUUGCUCCCACCUUUAGAUAGGUAUCGGUUGCAUACUAGGAGAGAUGAGGAAGACAAGAAUUUGGUGCCCUUUGCAACGGUUGUGAAAGGUGUUUUGCUUCAGCAGAUUGUUCAGGCAAUCGUGGCACUCCUCUUGUUGACUACAACGACAAAUGCAUAUGGGGUUAUAGUGCAGCCUUCUAUCCCGAAGCAAGUUUUGCAGAUCCUUAUUGCAAUGUUUGUGAUGGAUACAUGGCAGUACUUCGUGCAUCGUUACAUGCAUCAGAAUAAGUUUCUAUAUCGCCAUAUCCACUCACAGCAUCACAGACUGGUUGUUCCUUAUGCAAUAGGAGCCCUUUACAAUCACCCGUUAGAGGGUCUUCUACUCGACACUGUUGGCGGGGCCAUCUCAUUUCUGGUUUCAGGGAUGACUGCUAGAACAGCAGUUGUAUUCUUCUGUUUUGCUGUUGUGAAAACCGUUGAUGAUCACUGUGGACUGUGGUUACCGGGCAACAUCUUCCACUUAUUUUUCCAGAAUAACACAGCUUACCAUGACAUUCAUCAUCAACUGCAAGGGCUGAAGUACAAUUAUUCUCAGCCAUUCUUUUCCAUAUGGGACAAACUUCUUGGGACAUACAUGCCUUUCAAUCUUGUAAAGAGGCCUGGAGGGGGGUUUGAGGCAAGGCUAGCAAAGGAAUAGUGACACUGUAAUUGUUGAAAAUCUCACAUCUGAUGGCAUCAUUUUUCAUUAGGAUCAGAGGCUUUUCUGUAGCCAUUUCUCAAGUUGAUUGGAGCUUACUGGCUUUUUCUGUUCAUCUUGUUACUGUAGGUUUGCCAACCCACUUUGUGUAGCAUAACUAUGAUGAUAUGUGAUUAAGGAGUUCUUUUCAUUAUUUAUUAUCAUUCAUGUACUUAAACAACAUUUUUUGAAGGUGUAAGUUGCUAAAAGAGUACCAGGUUCACGCUACCAUAUUUGUUUUUCCUA
Cajanus cajan (pigeon pea) is the source of this 1465-nucleotide messenger RNA. Its product is annotated as very-long-chain aldehyde decarbonylase GL1-9. Gene Ontology annotation, molecular function: oxidoreductase activity; iron ion binding. Gene Ontology annotation, biological process: lipid biosynthetic process. The record is from RefSeq and is a predicted model, not a curated record. NCBI's taxonomy places the organism in Eukaryota, Viridiplantae, Streptophyta, Magnoliopsida, Fabales, Fabaceae.